Fukomys damarensis (Damara mole-rat) is the source of this 3163-nucleotide messenger RNA. RefSeq names its product casein kinase 2 alpha 2 (gene Csnk2a2). The transcript is spliced from 11 exons. Bases 4 to 969 code for a protein of 321 amino acids. The record is from RefSeq and is a predicted model, not a curated record. Gene Ontology annotation, molecular function: ATP binding; protein serine/threonine kinase activity. NCBI's taxonomy places the organism in Eukaryota, Metazoa, Chordata, Mammalia, Rodentia, Bathyergidae. Gene Ontology annotation, biological process: regulation of chromosome separation; protein phosphorylation. Gene Ontology annotation, cellular component: cytosol; protein kinase CK2 complex; nucleus.
GGAAUGAGUUGUGACAUGAUUAAUCAAGAUGAUUACCAACUGGUUCGAAAACUUGGUCGGGGAAAGUAUAGUGAAGUAUUUGAGGCCAUUAACAUCACUAACAACGAGAGAGUGGUUGUAAAAAUUCUCAAGCCAGUGAAGAAAAAGAAGAUAAAACGAGAGGUUAAGAUUCUGGAGAAUCUUCGUGGUGGAACAAAUAUCAUUAAGCUGAUUGACACUGUAAAGGACCCUGUGUCAAAGACACCAGCUUUGGUAUUUGAAUAUAUCAAUAAUACAGAUUUUAAGCAACUCUACCAGAUCCUGACAGACUUUGAUAUCCGAUUUUAUAUGUAUGAACUACUUAAAGCUCUGGAUUACUGCCACAGCAAGGGAAUCAUGCACAGGGAUGUGAAACCUCACAAUGUCAUGAUAGAUCACCAACAAAAAAAGUUGCGUCUGAUAGAUUGGGGCUUAGCAGAGUUCUAUCAUCCUGCUCAGGAGUACAAUGUUCGUGUAGCCUCGAGGUACUUCAAGGGACCAGAGCUCCUUGUGGACUAUCAGAUGUAUGAUUACAGCUUGGACAUGUGGAGUUUGGGCUGUAUGUUAGCAAGCAUGAUCUUUCGAAAGGAACCCUUUUUCCAUGGGCAGGACAACUAUGACCAGCUUGUUCGCAUUGCCAAGGUUCUGGGUACAGACGAGCUGUAUGGCUAUCUGAAGAAAUAUCACAUAGACCUAGAUCCACACUUCAACGAUAUCUUGGGACAGCAUUCAAGGAAACGCUGGGAAAACUUCAUCCAUAGUGAAAACAGACACCUUGUCAGCCCUGAGGCCCUAGAUCUUCUGGACAAACUUCUGCGAUAUGACCAUCAACAAAGACUGACUGCCAAAGAGGCCAUGGAACACCCAUACUUCUACCCUGUGGUGAAGGAGCAGUCCCAGCCUUGUGCAGAGAAUGCUGUACUUUCCAGUGGUCUCACAGCGGCACGAUGAAGACUGGAAAGCGACGGGUAAUGCGGCAUUGAUGCUUGCCAAUAAAACCAACCACCAAACACAAAUCUUGAAGGAAAACUACAGUGUGAUAAAAAGAAAUUCUAAUCAUUCCUUCUAAGGCAAAGAAGAGAAAGACCUAAAAGUCUGUCAAAAGAAACUCCCCAGUACUAGUCUCCAGGGAACUGCAGUUGUGCAGUGUGAUGAUGCAUAUAUAUAGUUCAGGAUCUAAGGGGACUCUCCAUUUGGAAUGCAUGGGAGAUGAGAAACUCGGAGUUGUUGUAUAUUUUUCAUUUAACAGAACACCACUGUUGAUUAAUCCGUUCGGUCAACAAGCUCUGAAUAUCUGACUUCCUAUCUAUUCCAUUGUGGUCUGUUUUCCUUUCAUGAAAAUUCAGGCUCAAGUUUUAGCAAAAUGUCAGCAGUCUAUACUGACACACCAGCCUCAUUUAUGAAAAGGAUAUUAAAAACACAGUAACAGUAUUUUUUUUAAGCUCUUUUACAAAUUCAUGUUUUAUGUAUUUUUUUAUGACAUGAGCUCUCCAAGAAAUGUACCUCAUCUCUGCAGUUUCCCUCUAAAUGUUUUCAUUUGGGAGCAAACUGCAGUUACUUUCACAAAGUCCUCUUUGCUGUCAGGAGACAUCACUUGAAAAAUGCAAUGAGCAGGUCCAUCGGUCUCAUCAGAAAUAUGCUAUGUGCAUAACUUGGAGCUCACCAUAACCUAUGUUGAUUUGCCUAACCACAGAAUCUUGUUGCUGGUGUUUUUUCCUUUAGCCUUUUUUUGGGAGGGGGCAGCCUUCUAAGGAAAACCUCAGCAUUUCCCACCACAUCCCUUUGUGUGCAUCUGUUUUAAUGCACUCCUCUGAAACAGCAACCUUUUUAUUCACAACCAUAUCUAAAACUGAAAAGUCAGUUUUCAGGCAGGUCAAAGAGGGAGACAACAUCCUAUUAGGAUUUAUUUGGAAAGAUUUGCUGGGGGGAAAAGCAUCACUACCUGUCUUCCCCCCGUUUUCCCCCAUGACAGUCCAGUUGUAAUCAGGGUAACAGCAUUUUGAGCUUGGUUAUGUGAUACAUGAGAAGGAAAAGAUAAGUCUUUUUUCACAUGCAGGUACUGAUACUGUAUGGGCAAGACCAUCCCAUAACUCCAGCAACUGAGAGAGAAAUAUACAGGGCACUUGGGGAUAAAAGGGGACCUCCUGGGGGCAAGUGUUAAAGUUUUGGAUCUGCUGUGCUAUCCUUGACAUUAACAAAGAAAGCUAGGUUUUAUUUUUCAAAAAAGAAUAGGGCUGAUUUCAUUUUAGGGACUGGUCAACAGCAUGACUUGCCAUUAGUCCCCUACCUGUCAUCUACAGAGCCAUUGUCACAACUCUGGGGACCUAACAUGCCUAGGCUAGAGGUAGAGGUGUCUGCCACCAAUCACACAUAGGAUUUAUUAACUAUUUAAUAAUGCCAUACAUUUUUAAAGGUUAGAUUGUUUGAAGCAACUGUUUACAUUCCAUAUUCCAAUAAAAUCAUAUUGGUAUUGGUAGCAGGUCCUAUCUUUAAAUGUAGAUUCUAUUUUUGUUGUUUGGAUGGUGGGAACUUAAAAUACAAGUGAAACUCUUCUCCUUUUAUAAGAGUUGAGUUUAUAGAUUAAAAAUAAGAUCCUAAAGCCAGGACAUACAUUCAGUUAUGGUUCUCAUAUUAAUACUGCCUGCCUGCACUAUACAUUCUGUAUCUUGAUAAUGUAUACUUUUUCUACCUGAAAAUCAAAUAUAAGAUGUGAAUUCUCUGAACCUAUAUCAAUAUGUCAGGCAGCAACACUCAGUGUUUCAGAUUUUCACAGGUCUUCAAAAUGCCCUUAUUUAGGCAGCCUGAAGUAUUGGUUAUCAGGGAGAUGUGCCACUGUGUGUCUUUCUUGCUCCCCACCCCCUAAGUCUUCCUUAUCACUCUUGGCCUCUUCCCUUCUGCCUUUUGUUUUCUUUCUUUCUUUUUUUAUUUUUUAUUUUUAUUUUUAUUUUUUGCUUGUCUGGUCCAAGCAAGAGGAGCCUACUGGAGGGUCUUGGCUGAGCAGUAACCCCACUUCUUUCCCUUGGGUACCCCAGCCAUAAUAAAAGCAUCUAGAAAGGAGUCAGACAGUGAGUCUCCACCCCUCUUCUCUGCCCUUCCUAGCUGACCUGCCAGCCCUUGCGUCUGCAAUUGCAUCUGUGACACAGCA